UCUCUGCCUGGCCUGUGGACGCGGUGGUUUGUGGUCUCGUUUUGUUCUGGUUUGUUUUGCUUAACCGAGAGGGGCUUCUCGCUGGGUCGCCAGAGACGGGGUCUGGCCGGGUUCCCUGGGUUCAUCUUGGACUCCUGGCCUAAAGCCGUCCUCCCGCCUUGGCCUCCCAGAGUGCCGGGACUACCGCUUGCCCAGCCCUACGAACGUUUUAACAUCGUUAAAGCUGCCGUCAAGGAGACCCGGCCAUGGAAAGCAAACCUCUGGUGCUGUCGAAACAGAAGACCGAGGUGGUGUGCGGGGUCCCCACGCAGGUGGUGUGCACAGCCUUCAGCAGUCACAUCCUGGUGGUGGUGACCCAGUUCGGGAAGAUGGGGACCCUGGUCUCCCUGGAGCCUAGCAGCGUGGCCGGCGACCUCAGCAGACCGGUGCUCACCACAAAAGUGCUCCUUGGGCAGGAUGAGCCCCUCAUCCAUGUCUUUGCGAAGAACCUGGUAGCGUUUGUGUCUCAAGAAGCUGGAAACAGAGCGGUCCUGCUAGCCAUGGCCAUGAAGGACAAGAGUGUGGAGGGGGUAAAGGCCUUGAAGGAGGUGAUCCGGGUGUGCCAGGUGUGGUGAUGUGGAGUCAGCAGGACCAUGGGAAAACUCGGAUGCCCACUUGUGCCUCGAGGACCCUCCUUCCCUCACAGUUGGGAGGAACUUUCUCUGGCUCAAGCCCUUGAAGUCAGAACAAACAUUCCUGUCUCAGGCAGACUUGCUUUUGGCUUACCAGCAUCACCUGUGGAUGGAGGACAGGGUGGAUAUGUCUGGGUGUUGUAACUGGUUCUCACUGGAUCCAGAUCGUGCUUCCAUUUGAGAAUCGAGGAAGUCAGCAGGCAUAGCCUGUGCCCUCCACGUGCAGCCUUGGUCGGAGGAGAAAACUUCCUUUUUAUUAAAAGUAAACGUGUGUCCCAGAAAA
Carlito syrichta (Philippine tarsier) is the source of this 954-nucleotide messenger RNA. RefSeq names its product proteasome assembly chaperone 3 (gene PSMG3). Lineage: Eukaryota; Metazoa; Chordata; Mammalia; Primates; Tarsiidae. Bases 246 to 614 code for a protein of 122 amino acids. The transcript has 4 exons. The record is from RefSeq and is a predicted model, not a curated record. Gene Ontology annotation, biological process: proteasome assembly.